This is a messenger RNA of Physella acuta, 1565 nucleotides long. Its product is annotated as alpha-amylase. NCBI's taxonomy places the organism in Eukaryota, Metazoa, Mollusca, Gastropoda, Physidae. Gene Ontology annotation, molecular function: alpha-amylase activity; cation binding. Gene Ontology annotation, biological process: carbohydrate metabolic process. The record is from RefSeq and is a predicted model, not a curated record.
CAUCAUAUCAGUUGAUACGUUUCUUGUAUCUCAAAAUUUCUCGUAUUUCAAAGCAAAGCAUCUUUCUCUUGAAGUCUUGAAUCUCGUAUAUCGAGGGAACUGACAGGAAGACACGUUCAAAAUUUUCCGCUUCCACUGACAUUGCGUCAUAACCAGAUAUGUAUGACACUAAAGGACGAACGUUGUGUCACAUAACGAGGUUGUUGUCACUCUUGACAGUAGUGGCACUGUUUGGCACAGUCCUAGGCUAUACAGACCCCCACUGUAUUGGAGGGCGAGACAGCAUCGUGCACCUGUUUGAGUGGAAAUGGAACGACAUAGCCGCUGAGUGUGAGCGGUUCUUAGGGCCCUACGGCUUCUGUGCGGUACAAACCUCCCCUGCAAAUGAGAACAGGGUCGUCACCAGCCCCAACCGCCCCUGGUGGGAGAGGUACCAGCCGGUCAGCUACAAGAUACAGACCAGGUCUGGGACGGAGGCCGAGUUUAGGAGCAUGGUCCAGCGGUGUCAGGCAGCGGGGGUCAGAGUGUAUGUGGACGUGGUGCUUAACCACAUGGCCAAGAUAGAACCUGGAUCUUCAGGCUUGGGAACAGCGGGAACCUACUACGACGCCAACAGUCUGCAGUUCCCUGGGGUUCCCUACGGACCGACGGACUUCAACGACAACUGUCAGACCUGGGACCACAACAUUCACAACUACAACGAUGUCAAUGAGGUCAGGAACUGUCGUCUGGAGAACCUUCUGGAUCUGAAGAUGAGCAAAGAUUACGUCAGGCAGAAGGCCGCGGAUUACCUGAACCACCUGAUUGACCUGGGCGUGGUUGGGUUCAGGGUGGACGCUGCCAAACACAUGUGGCCCGGUGACCUCGUCGCUCUCUUCGGGAAGGUCAAGAACAUCACAAAUGGAGACAGGCCUUUUGUCUAUCAGGAGGUUAUUGACCAAGGGGGAGAAGCGAUAAAAGCAGAGGAAUAUUUUUCCUCAGGCAGAGUUCUGAACUUUAAGUUUGGUUUGGAGUUAGCCAGAGUGUUUAGACGCCAGAAUCCCAUGAAGUUCUUGAACAACUUUGGUACCGGAUGGGGCAUGUGGUCAUCUGACAUGGUGGUCAACUUCAUCGAUAACCAUGACAACCAGAGAGGUCACGGGGGCGGUGGGGGCGUGCUGACCCACUGGGAGUCCAGGCCUUAUAAGCUGGCCACGGCCUUCAUGCUCGCCCACCCCUACGGGAUGUCGCGUAUCAUGAGCAGCUACGAGUACAACCGGGCGAAUAAUUACGAAGGACCCCCACACAAUGAUGACAUGAGCAUUAAGAACGUGACGCUCAGCGGUAUGAUCUGUACUAACGGCUGGUCGUGUGAGCACAGAUGGCGAGAGAUCUACAACAUGGUUGCCUUCCGCAACAUGGCCAGGGGUACAGCGGUCAACAACUGGUGGUCAGGUGCCGACUAUCAGAUCGCUUUCUCUAGGGGAGACAAGGCUUUCAUCGCCCUCAACCUGGAGGGUUUUGAUAUCAACCAGACUCUACAGGUGAGUACAGGGGAAGGGAUACGUCACAUAGGUGAUAGGUGA